Molecule: messenger RNA, 864 nt
Organism: Phaeoacremonium minimum UCRPA7
Lineage: Eukaryota; Fungi; Ascomycota; Sordariomycetes; Togniniales; Togniniaceae
Product: putative glycosyl transferase family 8 protein
Exons: 4
Coding region: 1-864 (287 amino acids)
Cellular component (GO): cytoplasm
Molecular function (GO): glycosyltransferase activity
Source: RefSeq, a predicted model, not a curated record
AUGACCACCGAACCGGUUAAGUCCGUUGCGUAUGCAACACUUCUGACCAACGAUGGUUACGUUGACGCCGCUCUGACUCUAGCCCAAUCUCUCCGCAACACAAACACAACACACCCUCUCGUGGCACUGGUCACCCCGGAUUCAGUAUCCGAGCCGUCAAGAGCCCGCCUGCGAACCCUCUUCGACGACGUACUGCCCGUGGCACCCCUGUCAGGGGUCUCAGCUGCCAAUCUAGCUCUGAUCGGGCGGCCCGACCUGCACGCGACUCUAACGAAGCUGCAUUUUUGGUCACUGGCGUAUUCCCGCGUACUGUACCUAGAUGCCGACACUCUAUUACUAGCCAAUGUCGACCACCUUUUCGACCUUCCUGAGUCCGUAACGUUCGCGGCGGCUCCGGAGCUCGGCUUCCCCGACUGCUUCAACGCGGGCGUCAUGUUAAUCACGCCAGACGAGCAGACGUACACGGACUUGUUGGACUUUGCAAAAUAUCAUGAGUCCUUUGACGGCGGUGAUCAGGGAUUGCUGAACGUGUUCUUCGGAGACGGUACGCGCGGUCACCCUGUGAAGGAGCUGCUACAUAAGAAGUGUGACCUGGACGCGACGAAGACACCGGGCAAUAAACCUAGCUCGAGAAAUUGGUAUCGCCUGAGUUUCACCUACAACAUGGAAAUGCACAAAGUUUACCGAAUGUACAUUUCUGCCGUGCAUCGUUAUAAAGACGAGCACAAGAUAUUACAUUUCAUUGGCAAAGACAAGCCGUGGCACUUUCCGGAUGGGAAGGUAGAUGACGAGGGAGAUACCAGUGCUUACUCCAAGUUCUACAUUGACAUGGUGGGAAAGUGGUGGGAGAUUGGCAGUCUCUGA